AUGCAGCUGAUGGUGGCUCAGGAAUUCAUCGCAGUCACCAAACGACGGUUGAUCUGCACGGCUCAAUAUGGAGCUUUCUUGAUGAGCAUUCUCGCCGUGACGCUUCGUUUAGUCGAGAGUGCCAAACCUCUUCUUUCGCCUUCUGAGCGUGAGCAAGCCAGCGAGUCGUACUUUGAACUUGCUCAAGACUUGUUGAGAUCCAGUAAAAACAAGCUUGACAUUCGCCAUAUCUUGGCUCUAUACCAUCUCGCACUAUUUUCCGAAGGUCGUACGAGUUCUACAGGCCCGGUCUCUAGCUUCGUAGCUGAAGCCAUUGGCUUAGCAUUUACCACGGGGCUGCAUCGCAGUACCAAAGAUUUCAAUAUGGACCCGGUGACACUACAGGGGCGCCCGCCACUUAUCAGGCUGUCCGAGUGCAGCGUGGAACUACCUGCCAUCGUCGACAAUCAAUACGUCACGAAGGCUGCUAUUCUACCUCAACCGGAGAGCAGUCCACCUGUGGCCGUAGCAGCGGCUGUCAAGAUCACUGAAUUAUACAUGGUUCUCGAACAGGUACUGUCUGCAAUCAACGCUCCAUCAAAGACUGCUGCUGCAGCCUUCUCUCUUGAUUGCCGUCCUUUUGAAAGAAAUCAUGUCUUCACACGAGCUCAAGAAAGACUUGAUCAGAUUGAGCGCGACCUUCCACCUUUUCUAUCCCAAAUCGACAGCUCGUCCAAUCCAAACUCGAAAUUCUUUCACUCCAGCCGCGUACGGGCGACCUGUCAAUUCGUUCGAACUCUAAUGGCUCGYCAAGCCCUAAUCGACGGACUCGAGGCAAACCCACCACCGAGUGAAGAAGAAAUCGACUCUGCGACAUCCGAAGCCUGCCACCUUUCAAUUGACAUUAUCAAAACCUAUUCUCGACUCCGACAUACGGGCCAUCUUCGCUUCUGCGGGUUUCAAGCUGUUUCCCACAUCACAGCUGCAGCACAUACACUUAUCGCAUCGCAAUUGAUCUUUUGCUCGUCUUCUCAUCUUCCUUCCCAUCGGCCAAAUCUGUCGCUCAGCUUCUUGUUCAGGUAUCCCGAACAGUGGAUCACCGUCAUGGCUCAACUAGCCAGUCUGAAGCUGCAGCGAUUCGUGUCCUCGCUAGGAAAUUUGCACCUCCUCCAUCUAACAAUCACUCUCAAAUAG
This is a messenger RNA of Talaromyces amestolkiae, 1173 nucleotides long. RefSeq lists its product as uncharacterized. Lineage: Eukaryota; Fungi; Ascomycota; Eurotiomycetes; Eurotiales; Trichocomaceae. Gene Ontology annotation, biological process: positive regulation of transcription by RNA polymerase II. The transcript is spliced from 8 exons. Gene Ontology annotation, cellular component: nucleus. The coding region runs from base 1 to 1173 and encodes 390 amino acids. Gene Ontology annotation, molecular function: sequence-specific DNA binding. The record is from RefSeq and is a predicted model, not a curated record.